Physella acuta is the source of this 1957-nucleotide messenger RNA. RefSeq lists its product as uncharacterized. Gene Ontology annotation, molecular function: ATP binding; protein kinase activity. Gene Ontology annotation, biological process: protein phosphorylation. Lineage: Eukaryota; Metazoa; Mollusca; Gastropoda; Physidae. The record is from RefSeq and is a predicted model, not a curated record.
AUGAUAGGGAUCCUUUUUGUAGAGAUUAAAACUCAUGGUGUCUUACCAUAUUCUGUUGAGUGUGCUGAUGAUGAAACUUUUAUAGAAAAACUUAGAGAAAAUGAUUUAUCAACAUCUCAAGAAAGUUGUAUAGAUGACUCCAGCAAUGCGCUCAUCAGAAAAUGUACUCAAAAAAAUCCGGAUGAAAGAGCAAGUCUAGCGGAGAUUAUCUCUGAGCACAGUCGUAUCUUGCUUGAAGGUGAAAACAAUGCUACGGCAAGGGUCAGUUUCCCAGAUUUAAAUGAUGAAAAAUACAUGCCAUCUCUUGGAUACAAAAAGGGAACGCUACAACUCAAAAAUUAUGUUAAGCCAUUUCAAAUCGAACUGCUAAAAGAAAUGAGUAAUAACAUGUGGUUGUUUACAAUGAAUAAGAACGUAUUUGUAAGACAGAAGAUGAACCAUCGCAUAUCUUCUUGUACGCUUAAAACAAUUAAGAGUGACAGCAUGAGGAAAAUUUUGCCACAAGUUUAUGUAUUUGUAAUCACAGAUGGAAAAGAUGAAUUCAUUGACAUUCAUCUGCCUUCAUCAUGUAAACAUAGCCUCGAUGAUCUUUUAGAGAAAAAAGAUAUUGAUGGGUCGAUUUCCGCCUAUGUUGAAAUAGUUAAAGAGGUUGCCAAUAUGUUGAAAACGAUACACGAUAAUGCAUGUGUUAUUGGGGUAUUAGAAGUCUCAAAUAUCUUUAUUUCACAAUCGAGAGACGGCAUAAUGGUCCACCCAGUUUCUUUAGCUUACUUCAGUGCCAUACCAAAUGGUGGCGUUGCAAGUACGAUGUUUGAUGUUUUGUAUGAUGAUAGUAACUCUUCAGAAAGGUAUGCACCUGAAGUGACUGAAAGUAAAAGAUUUACCAAAGAAAGUGAUAUAUAUUCGUUGGGACAAUUUUGUUUCCAGCUCUACCACCGCUGUACGGAAAUAGCGAAGAAAGAGCAAACACAAAACUGGAUAGAUAACACAAAUGUCACAAGAAGUGUUUCCUCAUUGAUAGACCUACCUAAAAUACUAGUAGACCUUUUUCAAAAUUGCAUAUUAUGUGACCCCACAAAAAGACCUAAAAUAAAUUACUUUAUAGGCUGUUUGAAACUUCUAAAGCAACAAAUGAGUGAUCUACAACAUAAGUCAAAUUGUGUUCUACACGAGAGUAUUUUAAACGCAUCUGAACCUUCAACUAGUGCGAUUUAUUCAGAAACUAGCGUGUAUGUUAAAGAAAACUUCAUAGACCCUACAAUCUUAAAUCCGUCAGAGAUUGAUUUUUCAAAUCAUGACUAUGAGUCUACAGCACACAAUGAAACAAGACAUUCCAUUAUUUUUGCAAAUGAAACUUUCCUGGCUGAUUCGGUUUUAAACCCUUUUGAAUAUGAAAAAGUAAUGCAAGCUUCUUUGGAAAGAGUAAACCCAUAUAAUCUGCUGUUUGAGCAGUCCAAUGGUAAUACCUCUUUGAUCGAACAGGUUUACGAUGGUAUAAAUUAUGUGGAGCCAUACGGAUCAGUGUCUAACAUUUAUGAAGUACCCAUCUUGAAAAAAAGUUUUUCAGGAGUUUUAAAAAAUAUUAAGAAAGCUGCUCAAUCUUUUGUAAAGAAAAAAUUAAAGAAAAACUCAAAAGUAAAUGGACGCAGCAACCUGUAUGCAAACGUGGAGGAUAAUUAUGAUGUUCCUCAAAAUGCUAGAAGAUCACUUCCCCCUCCACCCAUAGAAAGCGAUUCAGAAAAUUAUAUUGAAAUUCCAUCAAAUACAUCUAUUACAGAAGAUUAUCCUGUUCUUAACGAUUAUCUCUUUCAAACGUAUUUCAGUAGCUCGGACAAACAGGACUCUUUUAGCCAAGACGAUAGUUUAUCACAAGUAUAACUGUACCUUGCAAAAAAUGUUAUCAAGAUGUAGUGCAAACGUUUCGCUGCUUUCAUACAGUAAUAGAUUAAAAUUAUUG